Molecule: messenger RNA, 2867 nt
Organism: Cyprinus carpio (common carp)
Lineage: Eukaryota; Metazoa; Chordata; Actinopteri; Cypriniformes; Cyprinidae
Gene: angpt2a
Product: angiopoietin 2a
Biological process (GO): Tie signaling pathway
Molecular function (GO): receptor tyrosine kinase binding
Source: RefSeq, a predicted model, not a curated record
ACUGAUGGGACCCACUGUCUUGGCUUUCAUUGGAGCAGAUACAGGCAAGGAGCAUCCAGCAGGAAGAGUUUAAUUAGAGAUCCUGUCUGGCUGGAGAGUUCUUUAUGCGCCUCUAUCCAAGCAGCACUUUUCAAACAGAGGCCACGGAUCAUGGGAGGAGACUCAGUAGUUUCAAAGAGGACUCUGUUAAGAAAACAGCCUGUUAGACUGAUGACAGAUGAGUACAAGCAGCCUGGGAGCAAGUGAUACUCUAUUAGUGCUUCUGUGACACUGUCUCCUCCCACUACUCUUGAUGGCAUAUAAGCGAAGCUCACACACAGUGGGAGCACAAUCCUGGAAAAGGAGAAUCGACUGGAUGUAGACACUGAGACUCAGUGGCUUUAUUCCUACAACAUCCAGACCUCUAAAAAUAAGGGAAAAAGGAAGAUAUUUUUUACUUGCACAGGUAGUAGUAUUAAAGUUUCAGAACAAACAUGCUGAACGCUGGGAUACUAUUACUACUAAGUUAUUGCCUUAGUGUUGGGGAAGCAUUUACUGCCAAUUCAGAUACAACAGGAAAGAAACAGUACCAGGUCCAGAAUGGGCCAUGCACCUAUACCUUUCUGCUGCCAGAACCACAGGACUGCGGAGGCCCUUCGAGCACCUACACCAACCAAGUGCAACGAGAUGACCUGGUUGACUAUGACAGCUCAAUCCAAAGACUGGAACAACUAGAAACCAUCAUGGAGAACAACACGCAAUGGCUGCAUAAGCUGGAGAACUACAUCCAGGACAACCUCAAACAAGACAUGGCCCAAAUUCAAAAUAAUGCGGUGCAAAACCACACAGUGACCAUGAUGAAGAUUGGGACCAGCUUACUGAGUCAGACAGCAGAGCAAACCCGAAAAAUCACUACUGUUGAGGCACAGGUUAUUAACCAAACAACUCGACUUGAACGCCAGCUUCUUGAGAACUCCAUUUCAACCAGCAAACUGGAAAAAGAAAUUCUACAGCAGAUAAAUGAAAUCAGCAAACUGAAUGAAAAAAACAGUGUCCUGGAGAAGCGAGUGGAGAACAUAGAAGGAAAGAGAAAUACUGAGCUAGAAAACCUCAAAGAGGAAAAGGAACAGCUCAAAAAACUGGUGGAAAAGCAGACUAACAUAAUGAAAGAGAUGGAGCAGCAACUGCUCCAAACCUCCUCUGAUAACUCUGCAAUGAAGCAGCAGCAGCAAGAACUGACAAAUACAGUCAACAACCUAAUCCACACAAUCUCUGUGGGUAGCAAUUCAAUGAUGCAGGACAACCCAGAUCAGUACAAUGACUGUGCUGCUGUCUUCAGUGUAGGGAACAAGGAAAGCGGGGUCUUCUCAUUGACCAUACCCGAUACAAAACAGCAGUUCAAGGCCUACUGUGACAUGCAGACAGAUGGAGGUGGAUGGACAGUAAUACAAAAGCGCUUUAAUGGCCUUGUUGAUUUUCAUCAAACGUGGAAAAAUUACACAUCGGGGUUUGGAGAUAUCGCAGGUGAACACUGGUUGGGGAAUGAAAUCAUCUCUAAAUUGACACAAGAAAAACAAUACGUGCUCAGGAUAGAUCUGAUGGACUGGGAGGGGAAUACAGCCUUUUCAAAAUAUGAGCAGUUCUCACUAGAUGGAGAGAAGCAGAAUUACAGGAUACACCUCAACGGCUACAGUGGAACAGCAGGGAGAACCAGUAGCAUGGGACAGCCAGGAAGUGAUUUCAGCACAAAAGACAUAGACCACGACAAAUGUGUUUGCAAAUGCUCACAAAUGCUUUCAGGAGGUUGGUGGUUUGAUGCCUGUGGACCAUCUAAUCUCAAUGGCGUAUACUACCAGCAGGGGCAGAACACCAAUCGGUUCAAUGGUAUCAAAUGGUACUAUUGGAAAGGUUCGGCAUAUUCACUAAAGGCCACCACUAUGAUGAUAAGACCAUCCAACUUCUGAGCCUAUACUUAUAACGCACAAUAAUUACCGAUGUCACUGCUUUUCUUAUCCUGUAAGGAAAAUUUUGGUGGCUUGACCUUCAUGCACCUCUGAUAAAUGAUUAUUAUUAAGAUCAAGCACUUGAAAAAAGCAAAGAAGGCUUUUUUCUGUGUUAUAUAGCUAAUCAACUGAACACAAAAACAUGAUUUACAACAUAUUAAAAUAGAGCUUCAUCAAUGGACAAGUUUUGUUGAAAUGGACGUAUGAAUACUUGCUGUUAAUUGAAGACAAUAAUUGAAGAAUAACAGCUGUAAAUGGGACACAGCUGUAAACGGAAUUACCUUGAUGCUUCACAGAAUUUCUAAAAUCUAUAGAUAAGCAGAAUUAACUAUUUUCUUAUUGUGAUUAUUUUAUUUGUAAUUAAUAUAUUGUAAAUACCAAAUUAUUUACAGAAAUUGAUAUAUUUUCAAUGUAACCAUGGUACAAGAGUGAUUUAAAUGCAUAAUGCUGAGGACAUUCUUUACAUUUGUCUUACAAAUUGUUGCUCUACAAAACUGUUGUUUACACAUGGUUUAGUGCUUUUGAAUUUCUUAACUGUGGGCAUUUGUUGACAGAUGACCAGACUCCACAGCAUUCCUUAAAGGUUUAUUUUACCCAAAUGGAAAACCGUCAUGUUGUUCCAAAUUAAAAUUUUCAUAAUUUACUCACCCCCUUGUCAUUCCAAAUCCAUAAGACUUUCGUUCAUCAUUGAAAAACAAAUGAAGAUAUUUUUGUGUGUUAGCUGAAACAAUAGCUCUGUAUAUUUAAAGACCAACAAAAAAGUAGCAAAGAUUUUUUCACUAUUUACAGGUUCAUACCACCUUUUUCCUGAAUGCUGAAGUCUUGUCCAACUCAUAUACAUUGAAAACAGAUGGGUGCUCAUUCUACAUACAGCACCCGAUCGGG